CCCGCUGCCAGCAGUCUAGACGCUACGGUCGAACGGAACGGUUGUAUUUCCGACACGUUCCUCGUCGUCGCCGGGGUUCCGUGUAAACACCGCGUGGAUUGUAACCGUUGUUGAUCAACGCGUUAUCGCUGCUGGCUGAUACGUCGACGACGUCGAUAGACAGGACAGGUGGCCAAAGUUCAUAUCCAGUCGAGCUGGCGAGCGGUUGAUUCAUGGGUGGCGUCCAGCAAACAUUAACGAUGGUUCGAUGAAUAUAGUCCAAAUUCUAAGUUAACUCCGUAACGGAAAGUGAUGAUCGCUGCCUUUUAGUGACAAAUGUGUUUUUGAAAAAAAAAAAAGGAAAAUAAGAGUGCCAAAGUUUCCAAAAAAUUCUAAUGAACCACCCUGAGCUAAGGUGAUCAACAACAACAUGCGGAGAGAAAAGUUCUGUGAGGGUUACAGAAAUGGAACCAUAUCAAAGUCUUCCGCGUUGCUGCUGCUCGCCGGGAGUGUUCUCCUGCUGCUGCUGGUACCUUCGCCGACUUUGGCAGCCGUCAGCAGCAGCAGCGAUCUAACGGUGAAGGAGCAGCGAUGCUGCCGGGAGGGAGAUUUUCUGACGCUCGAGCACAUCGGUUGCCAGCGUGGUACCGGCAACUCGACGUACAAGACGCCGCUGAACUGCACCUCGCACUACCUGAUCUACCGGGAGGUGGAGCAGGAGGUGCACGUAGGUUCGAAGGGAAACCUGGUGGACGGGAGCUACGAGGUGGCCUGGGAUGACUACUGUUCGGCCACCGUGAGCGACGCCGACGGGUUCCAGCAGGUGUUCGUGGUCUGCUUCAACGGGGAUGAGUACGGAGCUAGUGUUACGUUUUUCUUAAUGAAGGGCGUCAUGAUGCUGAUUUCGGUGUUCUUCCUGGCCAUCACACUGUACAUCUACUACCUGAUUCCGGACCUGCGGGAAACCCAGGACCGCGUAACGUCCAUAGCGGUGGCCUCUCUCAUGCUCUUCAUGCUGCUGCUGGGACUCGUCCAGCUGGGUUCGUCCUCCUUCAUCCACGGCAUCGUGUGCGAAUUCAUAGGUUUCCCGAUGUACUUCUUCCUGAUCAGCUACUUUGCCUGGCUCAACAUGGUGAUGGCCAACGUCUGGAAGUUGACAGUCGCACGACGGUGGAAAAUUAGGGAGCGAACCUGGUACAUCCUGAACCACAUCUACGCACACACGGUGGCGCUCACGUUGACUGGGAUGGUGUACGUCUAUCACAUGAUGAACACGACCUUCGGGGUGGGAUCCUGCUGGUUCAACUCGGAACGGGAGCAGUCCUUCUUCGUGUAUCUGCCGCUCAGUAUCAUGCUGAGCAUCAACAUCUUCCUCUUCGUAUGGACCAGCUAUCAUCUGCACACGAGCGGCGAUGACAUUAGCCCGGACCGGAAGAAGGCACUACGUUACAAAUGCAUGCUCUACUUGAAGCUAUUUCUGCUGGCCGGGUUGAUCUGGAUUUUCGAAAUUAUCUCGUUCCACGUCGAGGAGGGCCACACGCACCGUUCAUGGUUCUGGCUGCUCAUAGACUCGAUCAACUGCCUGCACGGCGUGCUGAUCUUCCUGGUGCUGAUCGUGUGGCGGCAACGCAUCAAGCGGGAACUGUCCGGCCGGCGGAUACUGUGCUUCCGAGGGCCGGCCAGCUGGUCCGAGCUGCGGGACGACGAGCAGGAGCAGCUAGCGGCCGACGACGGUCGAGAAUACGCCAAGUAUGAUUUAAUCAUAAAGUAAGCGAGGAGCACUUUUUUGCGAAACAAUAAACGUCGUGUUGAAGAAGUUGUACUUAAUUAGGCUAGUAAAAGUUGAAAUAACAUUAGCUGUUAAGCCAAUAUAAAGCAGGGAGAAACUUCGAAAUUAACAAAAUUUGGUAUUUUUCGAGUUAGUCAUACACUAAUGACUCUAAGAGUAGAUACUUUACCAAAGAAAAUCAUUCAAAGUUUCUCUUCUACCAUAUCUACUGAAUUCAUAGCACUGUUUUACCAUUUGCUUUCAUCUAAUAAAACUGUUUACAGGAUAAUUUCAUGUUUAUAAAAGAAUAUCGACAUAAAUUGUAUAAUUUCAGCCUUC
Culex pipiens pallens (northern house mosquito) is the source of this 2086-nucleotide messenger RNA. Its product is annotated as probable G-protein coupled receptor Mth-like 11. The record is from RefSeq and is a predicted model, not a curated record. Gene Ontology annotation, cellular component: membrane. Lineage: Eukaryota; Metazoa; Arthropoda; Insecta; Diptera; Culicidae. Gene Ontology annotation, molecular function: G protein-coupled receptor activity. Gene Ontology annotation, biological process: G protein-coupled receptor signaling pathway; cell surface receptor signaling pathway. The transcript has 9 exons. The coding region runs from base 410 to 1750 and encodes 446 amino acids.